Messenger RNA from Dioscorea cayenensis subsp. rotundata (Guinea yam), 628 nucleotides. Its product is annotated as putative ankyrin repeat protein RBE_0921. NCBI's taxonomy places the organism in Eukaryota, Viridiplantae, Streptophyta, Magnoliopsida, Dioscoreales, Dioscoreaceae. The record is from RefSeq and is a predicted model, not a curated record. Gene Ontology annotation, biological process: intracellular protein transport; vesicle-mediated transport. Gene Ontology annotation, molecular function: protein binding; structural molecule activity. Gene Ontology annotation, cellular component: clathrin coat of coated pit; clathrin coat of trans-Golgi network vesicle. The coding region runs from base 291 to 608 and encodes 105 amino acids. The transcript is spliced from 4 exons.
UUUGAUCUAUCACUGCAAUUCUCCAUGGGAUCUAUCGAAAAGAAAGGUGGGAUCUUAGCUUGCUACAAUCUCUCUUUUGAUAUCAAGCUAUUGUUCUCCUCUAGGUUCACCUUUGGCGGGCAAUCGUUGCUCGAUCCCCAACGCCGGAGUAACCGCUGCCUAGAUGAGCUCACCUUGCUUGAGAACCUUGAUUGUACGAUGCAGCUUCUGUUUUCAGCUUGCCAUGGGGAUGUGCAUGGUGUGGAGGAGCUUCUUCAGGAGGGGGUUUGAUGUGAAUAGUAUCAAUCUUGAUGGGCGGACUGUGCUGUAUAUUGCGGCGUGGGAGGAGCAUUGGGAGGUCGUCAGGUUGUUGGUUCGAUGGAGAGCUAACAUCGAUGCCAGAUAUCGGUGGGGAAGCACGCUUCAAUCACUCAUCAACAAAAUCAUCACAAAUUUUACAUGCAUUCACUCCAUCAUGGACAGGCAAGCCAGGAUUUUCAAAGAAACAAGCAGAUUUGUUCUUCCCUCCCGAUUUUGCAGAUAACUUUCCAAUAGGCAAGCAGAAGCUUCAACAAUUGGUGGGUUGUAUGUUAUUAAAAGAAGAGGGCAGGCUCUUCUUGGACAAUUAAUGAAGCAACUCUAGUGCCUU